AUGGAGGGCUUCGAUACCAUGGCGGCACUGCCAUAUCUGGCCAGCCCGUUGUCACUAGGGAACUUGCAAAAUGCCGAUUAUCUCAAUGCAAUGUCAGGCCUAGAUUUGCCUGACCAUCGUUCCAACUUUGAUUCCGAGACCUUUGUGAGCGAGGAUCUCGCUUUCGCGCCUCCUAAUCUGUUAGGUCAAAGACGUUUUCCCUCUGCAUACGAUGACCCCUUUACCGAGAUGGCCGCGCCCUUUGAGCCAACACCCCAGGAGCAACCCCAGGAUUCGUCGAUCGACCACAACAAUAAACUCUUAAGUUUCUCACUACCGGUAUAUCAUUUUACACUCCUCGACUACUCAAUGCGACGAGCCUCGUUAUCGGUGUCGGCGCAGUUGCAUGGAAUGUUCUUCUUGGCCGAGUCACCUUAUACAACCUCCCCUUCAGAAAACGCCCCACCCCAACAAGGCGCUGAGUUGACAUGCUAUCGUCGCAAUUUGUUUCAAAUCACCGGUUCGGUAACUCUGCCGCGCGGCAUGCGCUACAUUAUGACCGACCAAGGCGACCGUAUUCCGAUCCUCGCUCAGGAGCUCACCGUCUCGGCGACAGAAUCCGUGGAAGGAAACCCCGUGAAGAUUAUCUCGGUGCCCUGGAAGACUCCCUCUGCGGCUGCCGCCAAUUCUGGCACGGCGCCCGAGGAAAAUACUACUAGCACCGGUGCCAAGAUCGAGAAGGAACCUCCCCCAAUCCCGCUGGACAUCAUGGCAGGCCAGGAUUUGGACUCGGAUUAUGCGACCUUCCCUAUUGCGUGGAAACGGCUACAAUUCCGUGUUGCGACCGCCAACAAUGGUCGCCGCAAGGAGUUACAGCAACACUUUGUUGUCCGGCUCAAGGUGGUGGCGACUUUGUCCACCGGUGCGAAGAUCCCAAUCUCAGAGGUGCAGUCGGGUCCCGUCAUCGUUCGUGGUCGUAGCCCACGUAACUUCCAAUCGCGCAAGGAUCUUCCACUCAGCGGGAGUGCCGCCGCUUCUCGAAAGAAUGCACAAGCCGCUUCCGCAAAUUCCACCAUAAAUCGCACGCCAACGGGCGAUUCCGCUCCUCGUCGUGCCAGCGUGACUCCAGCCAAGGCGAAGCCCGCACAAAGCAGCUCCCCCGAAACGACAUCCGUUCCCCCGCCCAGCCUUAUGCAGCAGCCCCAGGCGACGCCGGACUGGACUUCCAUGCCGCAGACCACAUCCAACAAUAUCAUGCCCCAUCCCCAACAGACCAUGUUUCCUCAAUCCAGUCCAGACCAGCUCUCCCAAGCCACAGAGUCCCAACGUCGGGCCAGCACCACUACCGCCGCUGCGGCUGCGCCGAUCAAUUUGUCAUUGCUGGACGAGGAAGAAGGCAGCGAUCCUAAUCUCCACCUUGAUCAAAAGAUGGUGUCUCCUUUUGCCACCGAGAUGCCACACCAGCGGUCACUUAGUUUGGAUCAGGCCGUGCCGCCCUCUAAGAUGCGUAAACUUUCUCAUGCUGUCUCUCAAACCCCCUCGCGAAGUGUUGCCUCAUCCAUGCCUUUGCUAGAGACUGCUAAUCUGCCCCAACCAUUUGCAUCGUCGCUCCCCUUUCCAAACGAAAGUACCGAUCUCCUCUACGAGUAUUUUCCUCUUGGAUUGGAUGAUUGGCAAGCCCCUGUUGACGCUGUCUAUCGGCCGCACGUGGUACAUCAUACCAACAUGCCUGAAAUGAAGUUCGUAGCCUCUAGAGGCCGCAGCAAACGCUAUUUUGCCGCAGAAGAUGUGUUCUAA
This is a messenger RNA of Penicillium paradoxum, 1776 nucleotides long. RefSeq names its product NDT80/PhoG-like DNA-binding family protein. Gene Ontology annotation, molecular function: DNA binding; DNA-binding transcription factor activity. Gene Ontology annotation, cellular component: nuclear chromosome. The record is from RefSeq and is a predicted model, not a curated record. Gene Ontology annotation, biological process: meiotic cell cycle; positive regulation of transcription by RNA polymerase II. The coding region runs from base 1 to 1776 and encodes 591 amino acids. The transcript has 2 exons. NCBI's taxonomy places the organism in Eukaryota, Fungi, Ascomycota, Eurotiomycetes, Eurotiales, Aspergillaceae.